GAUGCCAAGGGGUCCAUGAUGCUGCGGGUCUGGAGGUGGCUCCAUUCCAGAGGCGGGGCCCCCGCGGGGGGCUGGCAGCCCCUGAGUUUUGAUGGAGGGGCCUUCCACCUCAAGGGCACGGGGGAGCUGGCCCGGGCUCUGCUGGUGCUCCGGCUCUGUGCCUGGCCCCCGCUGGUCACCCACGGCCUGGCGCUCCAGGCCUGGUCCCAGCGGCUCUUGGGCUCCCGGCUCUCGGGGGCGCUUCUCCGGGCCUCCAUCUAUGGGCAGUUCGUGGCGGGGGAGACGGCCGACGAGGUGAGGGCCUGCGUGCAACAGCUGCAGGGCCUUGGCCUCCGGCCCCUCCUGGCGGUGCCCACUGAGGAGGAGCCGGACUCAGACGUCAAGACAGGGGAGGCCUGGUACGAGGGGAACCUCAAGGCCAUGCUGCAGUGUGUGCACCUUUCCCGAGGCCUCCCGGAGACCCCGGGCUCCGCAGGGGACGUCCUCAUGCAGCUGAAGGUGACUGCGCUGGCCAGCACGAGACUCUGUAAGGAACUAACCGCGUGGGCUAGAAGGCCAGAGGCUUCCUCGGAGCUGAGCCCCGAGAGGCUGGCAGGAGCCAUGGACUCCGGGCAGGAUCUCCAGCUUUCCUGCCUCAAUGCUGAGCAAAACCGCCACCUCGGGGCCUCUCUGAGCCGCUUGCACCAGGUGGUACAGCACGCCCGCGCCAAGCAAGUGCGCCUCCUGGUGGAUGCCGAGUACACCUCGCUGAACCCCGCGCUCUCGCUGCUGGUCGCGGCCCUGGCAGUGCGCUGGAACAGCCCCGCCGAGGGUGGGCCCUGGGUGUGGAACACCUACCAGGCCUACCUCAAGGACACACCCGAGAGGCUGAGGCGGGACGCGGAGGCCGCUGACAGGGCCGGCCUGGCCUUCGGGGUGAAGCUGGUCCGAGGGGCCUAUCUGGACAAGGAGAGAGCCAUGGCCCGGCUCCAAGGGACGGAAGACCCCACUCAGCCUGACUACGAGGCUACCGGCCAGAGUUAUAGCCGCUGUCUGGAGCUGAUGCUGGCCCAGGUGUCCCGCCGAGGCCCCCUCUGCCGCCUCAUGGUGGCGUCCCACAACGAGGAGUCUGUUCACCAGGCGACGCAGCGCAUGUGGGAGCUGGGCAUCCCCCUGGACGGGCCUGUGUGCUUCGGACAACUCCUGGGGAUGUCUGACCACGUCUCCCUGGCACUGGGGCAGGCCGGCUAUGCUGUGUACAAGUCCAUCCCCUACGGCUCCCUGGAGGAGGUGAUCCCCUACCUGAUCCGGAGGGCCCAGGAGAACCGGAGCGUGCUGCGGGGAGCCCGCAGGGAGCAGGAGCUGCUCGGCCAAGAACUGCGGCGGAGGCUGCUGGGGGCGGCCUGA
Condylura cristata (star-nosed mole) is the source of this 1386-nucleotide messenger RNA. RefSeq names its product proline dehydrogenase (oxidase) 2 (gene PRODH2). Lineage: Eukaryota; Metazoa; Chordata; Mammalia; Eulipotyphla; Talpidae. Gene Ontology annotation, molecular function: FAD binding; proline dehydrogenase activity. The transcript has 10 exons. Gene Ontology annotation, cellular component: mitochondrion. The record is from RefSeq and is a predicted model, not a curated record. Bases 16 to 1386 code for a protein of 456 amino acids.